Lentinula edodes (shiitake mushroom) is the source of this 297-nucleotide messenger RNA. RefSeq lists its product as uncharacterized. The transcript has a single exon. The record is from RefSeq and is a predicted model, not a curated record. Lineage: Eukaryota; Fungi; Basidiomycota; Agaricomycetes; Agaricales; Omphalotaceae. Bases 29 to 193 code for a protein of 54 amino acids.
AGCAUUGCAUUUUGGGACGCUUUUUAACAUGAAGAAGAUGCGCAAUGCAGGAAACGUCAUUGAUGGCGCUUAUACCCUAGCGCUAAUCAGCAUCGAGCGCUUCAGCGUAAUUGAACGGCCUCUCGUCAUUCCAUUCAUCCAACAUCGCCCAUACAUCAUCCAAGUUCUUAGAAGUUCUUUCUUCGUGCAAUGAAAUUGGACGCACCCGGAAAAGAAAAACAACUGUUUCAAAAACACCUUAGGUGCUCAUCGGUAGCAGACCGAACAAAGACACACACAUCAACCUCCAACACCAAA